Messenger RNA from Gopherus flavomarginatus (Mexican gopher tortoise), 1783 nucleotides. It is a transcript of the gene INHBA, whose product is annotated as inhibin subunit beta A. The coding region runs from base 261 to 1535 and encodes 424 amino acids. Gene Ontology annotation, cellular component: extracellular region. Gene Ontology annotation, molecular function: hormone activity; growth factor activity; cytokine activity. NCBI's taxonomy places the organism in Eukaryota, Metazoa, Chordata, Testudines, Testudinidae. Gene Ontology annotation, biological process: SMAD protein signal transduction; BMP signaling pathway. The transcript is spliced from 2 exons. The record is from RefSeq and is a predicted model, not a curated record.
GUGUCUCUCUCCUACUCUGAGACAGAGUCAGAACUCUUCUCCCUGACAGCCACAAACAUCUACAGCACUUACUGCAUUCAGAGAGGGAACCUGCAAACAAAACUUCACAGAAAACUUUCUAUUCUUGUUCCAGAGAAUUUGCUGAAGAGGCGAGGGGAAAAAAACAAACAUACAAACAAACAACAAAAAAACCUGUGUGUGAAGAGAGAGGAAAAGCAGGGCCUUUUAAAAAGGGAAUCACAACAACUUUUGCUGCCAGGAUGCCUUUGCUUUUGAAGAGAGGAUUUUUGUUGGUGCUUUGCUGGAUUAUAGUGAGGAGUUCUCCAACCCCAGGAUCUGAGGGGCACAGUUCAGUCACUGACUGCCCAUCGUGUGCCCUUGCCACACUCUCAAAGGAUGUGCCAAGCUCACAGCCUGAGAUGGUGGAAGCAGUAAAGAAGCACAUACUGAACAUGUUGCACUUGAAGGACAGACCUAACAUCACCCAGCCGGUGCCCAAGGCAGCACUUUUAAACGCCAUAAAAAAACUCCACGUAGGAAAGGUGGGAGAGGAUGGCUAUGUGGAAAUAGAGAAUGACAUUGGAAGAAAAGCAGAAAUGAAUGAACUUGUAGAGCAAACUUCAGAAAUCAUCACAUUUGCAGAAUCAGGCACCGCUAAGAAAAUGCUGCACUUUGAGAUUUCCAAGGAAGGCAGUGACCUAUCAGUAGUGGUGCAAGCUGAAGUGUGGCUCUUCCUGAAAGUCUCCAAGGCCAACCGAAGCAGAACAAAAGUGACCAUCCGACUGUACCAACAGCAGAGACAGCCCAAAGGCAACUCUGAAGGGGCAGAAGAAACGGAGGACGGAGAACUGAAGGAUGAUAAAAGUGAGACUCUCAUCUCUGAAAAGGCGGUGGACACCCGGAAAAGUACCUGGCACCUCUUUCCUGUCUCCAGUAGUGUGCAAUACCUGUUGGACCAGGGCAGGAGCUCCCUUGAUGUGCGGAUUGCUUGUGACCAAUGCCAGGAGACUGGAGCCAGCCUGGUGCUGCUGGGCAAGAAGAAGAGGAAAGAAGAGGAUGGGGAAGGGAAGGAGAAGGAAGUUGGGGAAUCCACAGUAGAAGAGGAGAAAGAGCAGUCACACAGACCUUUCCUGAUGAUGCUUGCUCGGCAUUCCGACGACCGCCUGCACAGACGACGGAGACGGGGCCUGGAGUGUGACGGCAAGGUCAACAUCUGCUGCAAGAAGCAGUUCUUCGUCAGCUUCAAGGACAUUGGAUGGAAUGACUGGAUCAUUGCUCCCACAGGUUACCAUGCCAACUACUGUGAAGGUGAAUGCCCCAGCCACAUAGCGGGCACAUCUGGUUCAUCAUUAUCCUUCCACUCCACGGUCAUCAACCAUUACCGCAUGAGGGGCCACAGCCCCUUCUCCAACCUCAAGUCAUGUUGUGUGCCCACCAAGCUACGGCCAAUGUCCAUGCUAUACUAUGACGAUGGACAGAACAUCAUCAAGAAGGACAUUCAGAAUAUGAUUGUGGAGGAGUGUGGCUGCUCAUAGACACACACACCCACACCAAGGGCCUGUUGUCUGUGUGGAGAAUUGAAAAGAAGCUGCAGUAGAGGAAAGACCCGACUAUGGUUUAAUCUUUCCAACUGAAACAAUUUUUAAAAAAAAGACAACACAUGGAGUUCAAAAAGACUGAAGACAGACAAAGGAAGAAAAAGAGCGCAUAAACAAACAGGGCUUGAAUGAGAAAAUUUUUGAAUAGCAGUGUGGGAAGGGGGAUUCCCCUUCCUUUCAAUAUG